AUGCAACGAAAAAAAAAUUCAUUGACCAAAGUUACAUCAUCAUUGGCAACAAGUCAUCGCGUGAAUUGUAAGACUAAUACUAUGUCAAAUAAGAACCUUAUACUUGCAGUGAUUGCAACGGCAACUGCCACUGUCGGCUUAGUAGAAUGCUAUCACGCAUAUGAACGCACCCGCAACAACAAAUCCACUACCCCAACCUCAUCUCCACCUACCUCAUCCACCACCACCUCAUCAAAGAAACCCCAUUCAGAAGAAUUAAUCAGAGAACAGCUCGCCAGAAACUACGCCUUCCUAACCGAAGACGGCAUGGCCAAAGUCCGUAAUCAACGUAUCGUAAUCGUAGGUUGUGGAGGAGUUGGAUCAUGGGUUGCUACAAUGUUGGUUCGAUCAGGAGUUGAAAGAAUUAGAAUUAUAGAUUUUGAUCAAGUUUCAUUAAGUUCAUUGAAUAGACAUGCUGUCGCUGAUUUAAAAGAUGUUGGAAUAUCAAAAGUGGAUUGUUUGAAAUCGCAUUUAUUAAAAAUUGCUCCUUGGGUUGAUAUUGAUGCUCGUAAUCAAUUAUGGAAUAUUGAUGUGGCUGAUGAAUUAAUAUAUGGAGAUGAAUUUGAACCUUCUUUUGUAGUUGAUUGUAUUGAUAAUCUUGAUACAAAAUUGGAUUUAUUAACUUACUGUCAUACCAGGAAAAUCCCCGUGGUUUCAUCAGGUGGAGCAGCAUGUAAAUCCGACCCCACCAGGAUUAAUAUUGCUGAUCUUUCCAAAACUGAAGAAGAUCCAUUAUCAAAAAGAAUUCGAGUCAUACUUAAAAAACGAGGUAUAACCACCGGAAUCCCCGUCAUUUUCUCCGCCGAAAAACCCGAUCCAAGAAAGGCAAAAUUAUUACCCUUACCUCAGGAUGAAUUCUCCAAGGGGUCUGUUGAUCAAUUAUCUGCGCUUAAAGAUUUCCGUGUCAGGAUCUUGCCGGUAUUAGGUACCAUGCCGGGGAUGUUUGGAUUAGCAAUUGCAACAUAUAUCCUAACCACCGUUUCCGGAUAUCCUAUGGAACCAAUAGAGGGGAAGAAUAGAUAUAAGAUUUAUGAUGAUAUUUUACAAAGUCUUGCCGGACAACAAUCAAGAAUCGGUAAGCCGGAUCAAAGAGUACAAAUCUCCUUGAGUGAUGUUAAUUAUAUUUUGGAAGAAGUGUUUAGAGGAAAAUCACCCAUUUCUCAAUAUUCUACCCGAUUGACAUUGUCGAGAUGGAAACCGGAUCAAGAGAUUUCGUUCCAGAAUGUGGUGGUUAUGACUAAAGAUGAACAAAGAAUGCAUGAAAAGAGGGUUUUGUUGGGUGGUGAAUCGGUGGAAGAUGUUUAUUCAAAGGAGGUUAUUGAACUUGUUAAUUCAAGAUUUGAAGAUGAAAAGUAUUAUUCUCAGUUUCGCUAG
Hemisphaericaspora subhashii is the source of this 1413-nucleotide messenger RNA. RefSeq names its product tRNA threonylcarbamoyladenosine dehydratase. Gene Ontology annotation, molecular function: ubiquitin-like modifier activating enzyme activity; tRNA threonylcarbamoyladenosine dehydratase activity. Gene Ontology annotation, biological process: cyclic threonylcarbamoyladenosine biosynthetic process. The coding region runs from base 1 to 1413 and encodes 470 amino acids. The record is from RefSeq and is a predicted model, not a curated record. The transcript has a single exon. Gene Ontology annotation, cellular component: mitochondrial outer membrane. NCBI's taxonomy places the organism in Eukaryota, Fungi, Ascomycota, Pichiomycetes, Serinales, Debaryomycetaceae.